Nymphaea colorata (pocket water lily) is the source of this 1453-nucleotide messenger RNA. RefSeq names its product WAT1-related protein At5g64700. Bases 55 to 1089 code for a protein of 344 amino acids. The transcript is spliced from 7 exons. The record is from RefSeq and is a predicted model, not a curated record. Lineage: Eukaryota; Viridiplantae; Streptophyta; Magnoliopsida; Nymphaeales; Nymphaeaceae. Gene Ontology annotation, molecular function: transmembrane transporter activity. Gene Ontology annotation, cellular component: plasma membrane.
CCCGAACUGGAAACUCAUCUCAUUAGUCCCCUUAGACUGCCAUCAAGGAGGACAAUGUCUAAAUACAAGCCUUACCUGGCCAUGAUCUGUGUGCACUCCAUAUAUGCAGGCAUGGCCUUGCUCACCAAGGCAGCACUCAACCAGGGAAUGAAUCACUUCGUGUUUGUUGUCUACAGACAAGCCAUGGCUGCCGCCUUCUUGGUGCCAAUCGCACUGGUCUUCGAGAGGAAGAAAGCUUCGUUGCUGUCAUUUCAACUCUUCUGCAAGGCUUCCCUUGUGUCCCUUGUGGGGAUCACUUUGAGCCUGAAUCUCUAUAUGAUUGCCAUAUCAUAUACAUCUGCUACCCUUGCAACUGCCACUACCAAUAUCGUUCCAGUUUUCACCUUCAUCUUGGCAGUCCUGUUCAGGAUGGAGAUCUUCAGUAUUAGGACAACAUACGGCAAACUUAAGAUUGUGGGCCUCGUAUCUUGCCUAGGUGGUGGUGUCAUACUAGCACUUUACAAAGGACCUUCAAUAAGAUUCUUGGGUCAUCAUCAAGCUUCAAUUAAAGGAGUCGGCGACGCCCCUGCUUCGGGCCAUGAACCUUCGAUGAGAGACUGGAUAAUUGGGACAUUCUUAAUGCUUUCCUCCAAUCUGACCUGGUCAUUCUGGUUGCUAAUGCAGGCCCCUCUUCUCAAGGUCUACCCCUUUAAGCUGUCCUUAACUUCUCUGCAAUGCCUUCUGAGUGCCCUCCAAUCUGCACUGGUAGCCUUUGCCUUUGAAAGAAAAGCCUCGGCAUGGAGGUUGAGCUUUGAUAUCAAGCUUCUCUCAGUUAUAUACUGCGGCGUGAUCGUGACCGGAGUAACAUAUUGGCUGCAGGUGUGGUGUGUGGCGAAGAAAGGGCCGGUGUUCACUGCCAUUUUCACUCCAUUGUCGUUAGUCAUCACCAUUAUUUUCUCAUGUUUCUUGUUUGGGGACUUGUUCUAUGCUGGAAGUGGGCUUGGUUCGAUUUUCAUGGCGGUUGGUCUGUACUGCGUCCUAUGGGGAAAGAACGGGGAAGAGAACCAGAGGCAUGAUGAUGAAGUGAUAUCAAGAGAAGAGGCGUGUUAAUCCAUUCUUGGCAUGAUUUCUGUAACGUCCACAAGCUUUUAUGAAUCGUCAUUCCUUAUCGCAAGAACGGACGGCUGAUCGGAUAAAGAAUCUGAAAAAUAUUUUCCAACCUAUAAACAGCAAACUAAUUGCUUCUCUUAUAUAUAUAUAUAUAUAUACAUAACCAGUUAUGUUGUGUCUGUAAAACCCAUGAAUUUCAGUAAUGUUCUAUACUUUCAGAAAUUGUUGAUUUAUGUGCUCGGAUGAAAAAUCAGUUGUAUUCGACACUUUUAUCCUUCUAUAUGCAUGACUAGAAGUUCCACUUGGUAAGAAAUGAUACAAGAUGUAAUUUUUUUUUUUUUUACUUGAAUGAAAACUGGGCAUC